AUGGGCUCUACAUCACCUCCCGUUCGCUCGGCGUGUCUUGCCCGCGACACCAACGAAACUAAAAUCGCUUUAGCAAUCAACUUAGAUGGCGGUGACUUUCCUAGCGAUACCGACAAACGACUACUAAGUGGAAAUGAGGGCCAUGCUUCGCAAGCCAGCAAGAGUCAAACGAUUUCAAUAAAUUCAGGAAUUGGAUUCUUAGAUCAUAUGCUACAUGCGCUCGCGAAACAUGCUGGUUGGAGUUUGAGUCUGAUCUGCAAAGGAGACUUGCACAUUGAUGACCACCACACUGCCGAAGAUGUGUGUAUAGCCUUAGGUGGUGCAUUUAAAGAUGCACUUGGUGUUCCAACUGGCCUGGCAAGAUUUGGAUCCGCAUAUGCUCCAUUGGACGAUGCUCUCUCGCGUGCAGUCGUAGAUCUCUCGAAUCGGCCGUUCAGCGUUAUAGAUUUGGGAUUGAAGAGGGAGAAGAUUGGAGAUUUGAGCUGUGAGAUGAUACCGCAUUGUUUGCAGAGCUUUGCGCAAGCCGCGAGAGUCACAAUGCAUGUUGAUUGCUUAAGAGGGGAUAACGAUCAUCACAGAGCGGAGAGUGCUUUUAAAGCGCUGGCGGUGGCUAUUAGACAGGCGACGACUAGGGUCGCUGGGAGGGAAGGCGAGGUACCUAGUACGAAGGGGACUUUGAGUACUUAA
Glarea lozoyensis ATCC 20868 is the source of this 687-nucleotide messenger RNA. RefSeq names its product Ribosomal protein S5 2-like protein. Gene Ontology annotation, biological process: L-histidine biosynthetic process. The transcript has 2 exons. The record is from RefSeq and is a predicted model, not a curated record. Bases 1 to 687 code for a protein of 228 amino acids. Gene Ontology annotation, molecular function: imidazoleglycerol-phosphate dehydratase activity. NCBI's taxonomy places the organism in Eukaryota, Fungi, Ascomycota, Leotiomycetes, Helotiales, Helotiaceae.